AUGGCAGCCACCGAUGAAGAAGAACUGGUUGCGUCUGCGGUUGUCUAUCCCGGCAGCACGGAAGAGGUCCAGAAAAUUGUUCACUGGGCGAACAAGCAUGUCAUCCCCCUGCAUCCCAUUUCCAUGGGCCGGAACUUUGGCUACGGCGGGGCCGCACCGUGGGUUCGUGGAGCUGUCGUGGUUGACCUUGGAAAGCGCAUGAAUCGGAUUCUCGAUAUCAACCCAGAGGACUGCACCUGCUUGGUCGAACCCGGUGUUUCCUACUACGCACUGUACGAGGAGAUCCAGCGACGCGGCUACAAGCACCUCUGGAUUGACGUUCCUGAUCUGGGAGGUGGCUCCGUGCUGGGAAACGCGCUGGACCACGGCGUUGGUUAUACCCCGUACGGGGACCAUUGGGCCAUGCAUUCGGGCCUGGAAGUUGUCACACCCACCGGCGAGGUGGUUCGGACUGGGAUGGGAGCCUUGCCGGGGAAUAAUACCUGGCAGGUGUUUCCGUAUGGCUUUGGCCCUGUUAUCGAGCACGUUUGGCCGCGAGAUUCCGACAUUCUGUUGAAUAUGGGUUGUUCUGAUGUCUCCUCAAGUGGGAAGAAGCGGAUUUGGAGCAGCUGGUGGAGAUCGAUCGUCCGGCCUCUGCGAAUCGCCAUAAUUCUCGAUAAUGCGGCCAACAUCCGGCAUGCUCUGCAGGUCCUGGCGCUGUCUGGGGCACCCCGAACGGCGUUCUACCAAGGCGAGGGACCCUUUCCUCCAGAGAAAAUGUCCGAGUAUCUCCGAGACCAUCCCUAUGGCGACUGCACCUGGUUAUAUUUUGGUACCUGCUACGGCCCGAGCGAAGUCCGCAAAUGGAAGCUCGAGCCCAUCCACCGCGAGUUCAUGAAGGUCCCUGUCGCCCGGCGGAUCGACCCGGCGACCCUCCCACCCAGCGACUACUUCUGGUCUCGCGACCGGACGUCCAGCGGCGAGCCGGACCUCGAAGAGCUUGCGUGGGUCAACUGGUGGCCGAAUGGGGGCCAUAUCGCGUUCAGUCCGGUGGCCCCGACCCGCGGCGCCGAUGCGUUGCGGCUGUGGCAACUGGCCAAGAAACACUGGGCCGCCUCGGGGCUGGAUUUUUUUCCCUCGACUUUGUGGUUGGGCUUCGCGAACUGCAUCUGA
Aspergillus fumigatus Af293 is the source of this 1152-nucleotide messenger RNA. Its product is annotated as aryl-alcohol oxidase; vanillyl-alcohol oxidase. The record is from RefSeq and is a predicted model, not a curated record. Gene Ontology annotation, biological process: lactate catabolic process. Gene Ontology annotation, molecular function: D-lactate dehydrogenase (NAD+) activity; FAD binding; D-lactate dehydrogenase (cytochrome) activity. The transcript has 3 exons. Gene Ontology annotation, cellular component: mitochondrion. NCBI's taxonomy places the organism in Eukaryota, Fungi, Ascomycota, Eurotiomycetes, Eurotiales, Aspergillaceae. The coding region runs from base 1 to 1152 and encodes 383 amino acids.